GUCAACGAAUGCGAAUGUCAAAUUUGUUGAGGAACAGCGGUCGCAGCCACAUCAGCAACUACUAAAUAGCGUUGGGGUGAAUCCAUCACAAAAAUAUUUGUACGGUGCAACUGCAGGCAAUUGUUUAGUGGUAUCACAAUGGCGAUAAAACCAGGCAUGGGACGCAAAUCGAGUAGUAAAAAUCCACCGAUUUUUAGUCAUGAAUUUGUUAUUCAAAAUCAUGCGGACAUCAUAUCCUGCGUGGCAAUGGUAUUCGUUGUUGCCCUAAUGGAUGAAUCGACAUCACCGUUUGCCAGUGCCUUUAUCUCACUGCAUCACAAUGUCACUGGAGAGGAGCCCAGCCGAGAAAAUCCACAGGGUAAGCCAUUUAGCUACGUGGCAGGCAUCAAGGAUUACUGUGCAAUCUUCUUUUAUACGCUAACUUGUAUUAUUAUGCACGCCAUCAUACAAGAGUAUGUAUUAGACAAAGUAUCGAAAAAGCUGCAUCUUUCCAAAUUCAAGUUAUCACUGUUCAACGAAUCUGGCCAGUUAAUUGUUUUCUAUGUGUUCUCGUUUUUCAUGGGCGCCAAUGUGAUAUUGCGAGAGGGCUACUUUAGCAAGUUCUCGCUGUUGUGGGAACAAUUCCCUAAUCAUCCCAUGUCAUUCCUACAUAAGCUGUUUUUCAUCAUUCAAAUGGCUUACUACUUGCAUAUGCUUCCUGAGCUUUACUUCCAGAAGGUGAAGAAGGAGGAUCAACAGAGUAAAAUUGUGCAUUCCAUUUGCGGCUUCUCCAUCAUAUGUUUGACAUACACAUUGAGCUUCCAACGUAUAGCGUUAGUGUUGCUGACACUGCACUAUCUUGGAGAAAUAGUGUCGCACAUAUUUCAAUUUAUUGGUGUCCUAGAUCGUGAUGAAAAACUCGCCAGUGUCCGCUUCGUCAAUAAUGUGACUUUUGUGUUCGUUCGCUUUGCAACAAUGGUGAUUGGUGUGUUAACGUUAUACUAUGGAGUGGCUGCAGAAAAUGCGUUGCGCGCAUAUACGGUGCUCGUUGGCCUAAUGGUGCUACAGGGCUAUCUAAUAUAUUCCUUCAUUACUGAAGAGCUGCGCGCGACACGCGAAGCUAAACGUGAAGCGAAACAACAACAGCAACAGCAGGUGAAGAAAUCGAAGGCGGCGAAGGAGAAGGCGAAAAAAAAGAAGGAAAGUGAUCUGCCCGAAGCUGAUCAGAGUCCCAGUCCCGUCAAGUCGAAGACUAAGUAAGCAUUCCAUGGCGAAUGUCAAACCAACUACGUCCACCAACAGCAACAAUAUAAACAAUAACUUUAUUAGCGACUAUGUGAAUGAGCAUCUUUCUAUAAUUGCCAGCUCAUUUAUAUACUUGGUCAAUUAAAAUUUCGAAGUUUUCGUGUUGAAGCACCCUUGGUGCUGCAUUUUAGGUUUCCCGCACACCACAGCCACACACAAAAACACACAUCUACAUAAGCACAAACCUGAUAAAAAAUUGUAUGCAUUGUUAUUGAGUUGGCAGUGGGAAGGGAAAGCUACGAUGGCAUUUGCAUACAUACAAACAUUUCGUCACAACUCAAACCUAGAUUGUGUGCUAACAAUAAACACAACAACAAUCUAAACAAAAAAAUUUAAAGCUUAUCUGCCGCUGCCGCUACUGCUGCUGUUGCUGCAUCUAAGGCAUAUUUUUUUAAUAUAAUUAAAAAUUAGUUAUUUUCACUUUAUUUUUGUACUGUUUAUAAGAACUUUUUUCUACAAAUUCGUUUCUAUAGUAAACAAAAUAAUAACAAAACAUAAAAAAAUGUAAAAAAAAAUUAUCGUUACUAGUGCAAUGUAGCCACUGCUGCUCCUUUUCGACUAACCAUUUGAAUUUAAGAUUUGUUUAAAUUUACACAGAUAUUUUUCUAAUAAAAGAUAUGAAAUCUACUUAGAAUUAAUAAAUGAAAAUUAAUUAUUUAAAUAUAAAAAAUAUCAAAAGUAAAAAAAUACAAAAAUUAAAACUUCAAGAUACACUCCGCUAAAAAUUAUAUACAUAUAUGUACGUCUGAGACUGAGACAAGCUCAACUUGCGAAUUCCACUAAGAUUGCGAUAAAAACACUGAACCAUGACAAAGGUAAUAGCAUAAGUACGAUUUAUAAAAACAAAAUCUUAAUUAAAAUGUUAGUAUCAAAAAAAAUUAUAAAAUAAAAAACAUAAAUAGAAAAGCAACAAAAAAUAUUCUGAAAACUUUUGAAACAGGUAUGCAUGAACACUUAGUGUAAGAACUGCGAGAGAAGAAUAAUGAAAUAGUUUUUAAGAGAUUGUAAGCUUGCUUCAAUAUUUUUGUAUGAAUUAUGCGCAAAACAAAAAAAAAUCGUAAAACCAAUACCAAGUGAAAACUGAAUGAAAUAAUAUUCCAUAUUUGAGAGUUGUUUUUUCUCAAUUUUUGAUUAAUUUCUAUAUGAAUUUAACAAUAACACACAGCUAAUGAAAAUACAUCGUGCAAACCUAGGGGUGUACAUUGUAAAGCUACCAAGUUCAAUAAAAUUUACUUUGAAAAAUGAAGAGAAUCAAAAUAUA
Molecule: messenger RNA, 2545 nt
Organism: Anastrepha ludens (Mexican fruit fly)
Lineage: Eukaryota; Metazoa; Arthropoda; Insecta; Diptera; Tephritidae
Gene: TRAM
Product: translocating chain-associated membrane protein 1-like 1
Exons: 1
Coding region: 139-1239 (366 amino acids)
Biological process (GO): SRP-dependent cotranslational protein targeting to membrane, translocation; protein insertion into ER membrane
Cellular component (GO): endoplasmic reticulum membrane
Source: RefSeq, a predicted model, not a curated record